Moneuplotes crassus is the source of this 642-nucleotide messenger RNA. The record is from the annotation of a GenBank genome assembly. NCBI's taxonomy places the organism in Eukaryota, Ciliophora, Spirotrichea, Euplotida, Euplotidae.
AAUAUGCAGAACCUACAAGUUCCUUCGAACUCAUUUCAAAUGCGCACCUAUAGCUUAAGUCAUCGCAAAAGAUCUCACCAGGCCCCAGUAGUGAAUGGCAAAGUCCCCAGUCAACAUUUGGGAUGAGAGGAACCUUUUAAAGCAAGCAUUAUCAGUAAGAGUCCUGCUCUCAAACAUCCUGUGAAACUUGACUUGGCUCAAAUCAAGACCGCUCUAAAGAUAAGAGAGAUAAAGCCUAGUUGGGUCGAAGCCUACAACCUUCUGAACUAUGUAACCAAGAAGUGAAAGACCUGAGUGACUCAAAAGCGUUGCUUUUCAGGAAGGAGGUUCCUGAAACAUAAGAGACCUCUGGAUAUUGUCAAAACCUGAAAAAAAUUCAAAGCAAUCAAGCUUACCAAGUCUCCAUUAGUGAGAAGGCAGCCUCCUGUUGUCUCCAACUUCGUCAGUCCUUUCAGAACCAGGAAGAGUCCCCAGCCGAUUGAACAGGAUGCUGGUGAACAGGACUCUCGGCUUAAAGUGUUCAAGCUAUACACGAGACUAAAUUGGGACAACUCCAGAAUCAGCAGGUGCACGUCCUCAGGAUCAGGAAGGAUCGCUUCACCAGCUUUUAAGUGAUUGGGCCUAGAUUAAGACAUUUACAUG